UCAAGAAUAAAGAGGGUCAAUCGAUUCCAGAUAAUAGAAAAAAAUUCUGUCAUACAAGAACACUGAAGACCUUGAUGCUGGUCAAGUUUUUAAUCUAUUACUUACAUGCAUUAAGAAUAGACUACAAGAGGAGGGCAUCUACAAAGGGCACCAGCUAUUCUAGGACGACAAUCUACGCCAAACAACGCUGUAGCCAAAACUGAACAGAGUUUUUUUUCGAGCAAUCUGAAAAUGGAUAACUGCAGCGCGCAGUCCACUAUCUUGGAAUCGACAGAGACAGAUACCCUGUACGAUGAAGCAGCGUUCCAGACGACGCUGUUACCAGAUUCCACUAGUCAAGACGUCUCCCCAUGGCAUCUACCAACGUCCGUAUCGCCGCACGACGGCCUCCUCGAACUGGAUUAUUUCAGCUACGACGACAUCAACCAGUCGCUGAGAAACGGAUCUUGGAACGACUCUAACUACGGCAACUCUUCCUUCGAAUACGAGUACGACUACGACGCGGCCUUGGGCACCUUCUUCUGGCGCCAACUUGUGCCUCCCCUGUUGGUGUAUUCGGUGACGUACGUGGUGGGGGUGGUGGGGAACGUCCUCAUCAUCUUCACGAUCGCCAGGUACAGGAGACUGAAGACCACAACCAACGUCUUCCUGGCUUCCCUCGCCAGCGCCGACCUUCUGCUGAUCCUUCUUUGCAUCCCCUUAAAGUUGGCACGACUGUUUUCCUAUACAUGGACGCUGGGUGAAGUCACCUGUAAAACGCUGUACUACAUACAGUGCCUCUCGGCCAUGUGCUCCGUUCUCACACUCUGCACCAUGAGCAUAGAAAGGUACUAUGCCAUCGUGUACCCAAUGAGAGCUCAGUAUCGCUGCACUAUCUCCCAGGCCAAGAGACUUUGCGCUGGCAUUUGGUUGAUUUCUUUCUUCCUGGCAGCGCCGACCAUCCUUCUACAGGUCCACAUGGAGGUCGGCGAGAGAGUGAAAGCCUUUUGGUGCGUGAGAGACUUCGAUUCGCCCCUCGUGUGGCGAGUGUACGAGACCUACAUGCUGGUGGUCGUGUUGGUGAUGCCGACGAUCAUCAUGGCCGGCGCCUACACGUCCAUCAGCUGCGCCAUCAUCCACAUGGUGGCACAGAGGAGAACUAUCACGGGAAAAGGACAAAUGUGA
Molecule: messenger RNA, 1164 nt
Organism: Macrobrachium nipponense
Lineage: Eukaryota; Metazoa; Arthropoda; Malacostraca; Decapoda; Palaemonidae
Product: gastrin/cholecystokinin type B receptor-like
Exons: 4
Coding region: 232-1164 (310 amino acids)
Biological process (GO): G protein-coupled receptor signaling pathway
Cellular component (GO): plasma membrane
Molecular function (GO): G protein-coupled receptor activity
Source: RefSeq, a predicted model, not a curated record